Molecule: messenger RNA, 882 nt
Organism: Mesorhabditis spiculigera
Lineage: Eukaryota; Metazoa; Nematoda; Chromadorea; Rhabditida; Rhabditidae
Source: the annotation of a GenBank genome assembly
AUGGAGCGACUAGCCGACGAUGAGGCUGAGGACCCGGGACUGAUGGUGCUCAUCGCCGACGCCGGCAACUACUCGUUGACGCUGACGCACCUGCAGCGCAAACACUGGCGGCUCGUGAUCGUCCACCCUGCCGGCGCUGACCCCACCUUCACCGACUACGCCGAUGAGGCGCUGACCAUGGACGAGUUGUUGGACUGGGGACAGCAGGUCCCCGCAAUGCCAGUCGUCGAGCUGUGGGCCCAGCUUGGCCCCGACCAGCACAUGGCCCACUUCAACAAGGUCACCCGUGAGGCGGUCAUCGUCAUCGAGGCCGACACGGUCGAGGAGACGCACCGCAGUCUGCAGAGCCUGCUGAACCGCGUCUGCUUAGCCGUCGGCUACCAACCUGCCGACGUGGCCGCCGCGACGUCACCGAAGAGCUUGCUCUCCCUCCCGACGGCCAUCCACCUUCCCCCGCCCGCCGUCCCGCCAAAGCCACCCAAAAAGACCGCAUGGAAUGGGCAGGCGGCCGCACGGCAGCUGAACAACAACACCGAGCAGCACGGCUACGCUGCGCAACGCCACAACAGCGACGUCCCAAAUUUUCAGGCGCGGAAGCCGCCACGCGUGCCCAGCGACGCGAAGCGCCAAAAUUCCGACGCACCAGGCGCGUCGUCGGCCUCGUUCGGACAGCCGCGCGACCCGUUCGCCAUUGGGGCCCAGCAGCUGCGCGAGCGUGACCGUGAGCAGCGCCAGAAGACUCAGGCUACCAACUACAACAAUCGACGCUACAGCCCGGGCAAUGUUGGGAAGACGGCCGAUGAUGGAUACCGUCACCGCGCAACUCAUCAACCGCUUCGCCGUGACUUUCCGGAUCCGGUGGCCCCGUACGUCGACCACCCG